Xenia sp. Carnegie-2017 is the source of this 1260-nucleotide messenger RNA. RefSeq lists its product as uncharacterized. The record is from RefSeq and is a predicted model, not a curated record. NCBI's taxonomy places the organism in Eukaryota, Metazoa, Cnidaria, Anthozoa, Malacalcyonacea, Xeniidae. The transcript has a single exon. The coding region runs from base 1 to 1260 and encodes 419 amino acids.
AUGCAAAUGUAUUAUUUAAAGAGUUGUCUUGUGAAACAAAUGGUGGUUGUUAAGGGUUUUCUAUCAAAGUAUGAUUACAUACGGUAUUGUGCGUAUUUAGGAGAUAUUAGAUUCAAAAAAUGGACUGUUGAACGGGCAGAUAACGAAGAGAAAUUGAAGCGGCUAUCACGCAAAAGAUACGGUCACAUCGAUGUUGCUGCAUCACAUGUAAGAAAUCUUUCGUCGUAUAAACUCUCUGCAGUCGAAUUAGAUGUACUAUCUAGAGGUCCUAAAUUUGGAAUUCUCCCCCGUAAGUUAAAUAAAGAAGAUAUAUUUUUUGAGUUUAAAAUGUUUUGGUCGCAGUUGGGAAAGUUUCAGCCAAACGAUAGCGAAGCAGUGCCGGGCUUUAAGAGUAAACUAUCAAGUCUUGCACACGUUUAUUCUGAAUGCAAGGUUGAUUCGAAAGAAUUUUCUCUUACAAAAGAGCACAUGAUCGCACUGUCUAAUUUAAAUAAGAAUAAGAACAUUGUUAUAUGUAAACCAGAUAAAGGCUCUGGUGUAGUAAUUCUUGACAGAGAAGAUUACAACAGCAAAAUGCUAAAUAUUUUGAAAGACAACAACAAGUUUUGCGCGCUUGGAAAAUUGCCAGAGUGCGAUAAAACUAGUACAUUAGAAAGGAGAUUGCAAACACUUCUUCUAAACUUGAAAAAAUCAAACCAAAUUAAUGAAACUUUUUAUAAUUUAGUCCGCCCAACGGGGGCAGAGAGACGUAUGUAUGGUUUGCCAAAAAUUCACAAGGAAGGCGCUCCACUUCGACCAAUUCUAGCCAUGAUUAACUCAGCUCAACAUGAGCUAGCCAAACAACUGUCAGUGGUACUUUCGCCCGUUUUGGAGAGGUUUUCAACAUACGCUUUAAGGGACUCUUUUACUUUCACUGAUGAGCUUAAACAACAAAAUUUUUCAAUGCAUUCUAAUCUAACGGUGUGUUCUUUCGAUGUAACUAGUCUCUUCACUAAUGUGCCCCUAGAAGAAACCAUUGAAAUUUGUGCCCAAAAUCUUUUUCACUCAGACAUGACUUUGCCGGACAUGUCUGAGAAUGCCUUUAGAGAACUAAUGAUGGCUGCUACAAAGGGUGUAGAGUUUAGUUUUGAUGACAACAUGUAUAAACAUAUUGACGGGGUGGCUAUGGGUUCUCCACUUGGACCGGUUCUUGCGAAUAUUUUUGUUGGCUAUCAUGAAUGCAUAAUGCUUGCAUCUUCAGAUUGUCCGGAUGUGCUGUAG